AGGACGCAGCCAGCGUCCCGCGCGCGUCCAACGAUCAGCAUCUCCUUUAGCCGCCCAAAAGCAACCGCCGUCAUGAGGGAAAUUGUGCAUUUGCAGGCCGGCCAGUGCGGCAACCAAAUCGGCGCCAAGUUCUGGGAGGUGAUCUCGGACGAGCACGGCAUCGACCCCACGGGCACAUACCACGGCGACAGCGACCUGCAGCUGGAGAGGAUCAACGUAUACUACAACGAGGCCACCGGUGGCAAAUAUGUCCCUCGCGCUGUCCUGGUUGACCUGGAACCUGGAACCAUGGAUUCGGUCCGCUCUGGACCCUUCGGACAAAUCUUCCGCCCGGAUAAUUUCGUUUUCGGCCAGAGCGGCGCCGGCAACAACUGGGCCAAGGGUCACUACACCGAAGGGGCCGAACUUGUCGACUCGGUCCUGGACGUGGUCCGCAAGGAGGCAGAGUCCUGCGACUGCCUGCAGGGCUUCCAGCUCACCCAUUCUUUAGGUGGCGGCACCGGCUCUGGGAUGGGCACCCUUUUAAUCUCCAAAAUCCGAGAGGAGUACCCCGACCGGAUCAUGAACACCUUCUCCGUCGUGCCCUCGCCCAAGGUCUCCGACACUGUGGUAGAGCCCUACAACGCCACCCUCUCCGUCCACCAACUGGUGGAAAACACCGACGAGACCUACUGCAUCGACAACGAGGCUCUCUACGACAUCUGCUUCCGCACCCUCAAGCUGACCACGCCCACCUAUGGCGACCUCAACCACCUCGUCUCCGCCACCAUGAGCGGUGUCACCACAUGCCUCCGUUUCCCCGGUCAACUCAACGCGGAUCUCCGCAAACUCGCCGUCAACAUGGUUCCAUUCCCUCGUCUUCACUUCUUUAUGCCCGGAUUCGCCCCGUUGACGAGUCGUGGGAGCCAGCAAUACAGAGCAUUGACCGUCCCGGAGCUGACGCAGCAGAUGUUUGACGCCAAAAACAUGAUGGCCGCCUGCGACCCUCGCCACGGGCGAUAUUUAACGGUCGCCGCCGUUUUCCGGGGGAGGAUGUCGAUGAAAGAGGUCGACGAGCAGAUGCUUAACGUCCAAAAUAAAAAUUCCUCGUACUUCGUGGAGUGGAUUCCCAAUAACGUGAAAACGGCCGUGUGCGACAUCCCGCCUCGUGGUUUAAAAAUGUCCGCCACUUUCAUAGGAAACAGCACAGCCAUCCAGGAGCUGUUCAAGAGAAUCUCAGAGCAGUUCACAGCCAUGUUCCGGCGGAAGGCCUUCCUGCACUGGUACACUGGGGAAGGGAUGGAUGAGAUGGAGUUCACGGAGGCUGAGUCCAACAUGAACGACCUGGUCUCGGAGUACCAGCAAUACCAGGACGCCACCGCCGAAGAGGAGGGCGAGUUUGAGGAGGAGGCGGAGGAGGAAGCCGCCUAAGAAGACAAAAUAUGCUCGAGAGACUUUAGACAGCUUUAUUGGACCCCAUCCCCUUGGCAUAUUGACCCCCCUUCUCACCUUCCAGGUUCUUCUCCACCUUAAUUCCAAGUUCUCACCAAGCUUCUAGGUGCUUCUGGCCUCCUAAGUUGUCACCAUCACAUUCAAGCUUCUUCUUCCCUACCUUGGCUCCAAGUUCUCCAGGUGCCUUCCAAGCUUCUCCACCUUGAACCCAAGCUCUCGCCAUCUUCCAAGUUUUUUCUUCUGCUCCACUCUGUUCUCACCAUGCUUCCAGGUUCUUCUGGCCUUCCAAGCUCUCACCAUCACAUCCAGCUUCCUUCCAAGCUGCUGCUUCUUCUCCACUUGGAAUCCAAGUUCUUCUCACCAUCACGUCCAAGUUUCUCCUUCUCCACCUCCAAGUUCUCAGCAGGUGCGUUCCAAGCUUCCAGGUUCUUUCACCAUCACGUCCAAGCUUCUUCUCCACCUCCAAGUUCUCAGCAGGUACCUUCCAAGAUUCCAGGUUCUUCUCAACAUCAUGUCCAAGCUUCUUCUCCACAUUGAACCCAAGUUCUCACCAGAUUCUUCUGGCCUCUAAGUUCUCACCAUCACCUGCAAGCUUCUUGUGCUCCAAGGUGCCUUCCAAGCUUCUCCACCUUGAACCCAAGUUCUUACCAUCUUCCUUCCAAGUUUCUUCUUCAGCUCCACCUGGAUUCCAAGUUCUCACCAAACUUCCAGCUUCUUCUGGCCUCCCAAGCUGUCACCAUCACGUCUAGCUUCCUUCCAAGUGUCUUAUUCACCUUGAAUCCAAGCCGUCUACGAUAUCCCACCGCGUGGUCUCAAGAUGUCCGCCACCUUCAUUGGAAACUCCAGCGCCAUCCAGGAGCUCUUCAAGCGCAUCUCGGAGCAGUUCACGGCCAUGUUCCGCCGCACGGCAUUCCUCCACUGGUACACCGGGGAAGGGAUGGACGAGAUGGAGCUCACGGAGGCCGAGUCCAACAUUGAACGACCUGGUCCUGGAGUACCAGCAGUACUAGGACGCCACCGCUGAGGAGGAGGGGGAGUUUGCGGAGGAGGAGGGGGCCUAUGAAGGAGAGGAAGACACACCAGGCUCGAGAGACUUUAGACAGCUUUAUUGGACCACCCCACCCCUUGGUUUCUUCCCUUGUUGGUUCUCCUUCUGACGUUCUCACCAGGUUCUUCUGGCUCCUAAGUUCUCACCAUCACGUCCAAGCUUCUUCUUUCUCCACCUUGAUUCCAAGUUCUCAGCAAGUGCCUUCCAAGUUCUCACCAUCAUCACGUCCAGCUUCCUUCCAAGCUUUGUCGUCCUCUCCACCUGGAAUCCAAGCUUUCACCAUCCCAAGCUGCUUCUCCACCUUGAAUCCAAGCUUUCACCAUCACGUCCAGCUUCCUUUGAAGCUUCUUCUUUUGCUCCAUGUGGAUUCCAAGUUCUCACCAAGCUUCCAGGUUCUUCUGGCUUCCCAAGCUCUCACCAUCACAUCCAGCUUCCUUCCAAGCUUCCCAGUUCUUCUGGCCUCCCAAGUUCUCACCUCAUCACCUUCAAGCUCCUUCCAGCUUCUUCCUCUCCAUCUGGCAUCCAGCUUGCUUCCCUGUUGGUCCUGGGAUUCCAGCUCAUCUUCUCCACCGUGGCUCCACAUUCUUCCAUCACAUCCAGGUUGCUUCCAAGCUUCCAGCUUCUUCCUCUCCACCUGGCCUCCACCUUCCUUCCCCGUUGACUCCAAGCUUCCACGUUCCUCCUUCUUCACCUUGCCUCCCAAGUUUUCACCAGGUCAAAUCUGAGCCUCUGGAAAUUCAACUCUUUCCACGUCACGAGUCUCCAGCUUCUCCAACGUGGUCUCCAGGCUCUCCUUGAUAUUUGGCCUCCUCGGUCUUCUCGAAGAUCUGACCUCCCCAAUCCACGGUUUUCUCUAGGCUUGAGGGCAUCUCUCCAUGGUUCUACCAUGCCACCUCUGGCAGAUCUCCUGGAUGUCUCUCCAUCUCAGGUUCCUCCUGCAAGUCCAAUGGUGGACACGAAUGAUGGAAGCCCAAAGAUGCACCACGAAUGUUGGAAUCCACGAAGAAUGGACGUCCAACGAUGGACCACGAAGGAUGGAAGAUAAAAGAUGGACCACGGAUGAUGGAAACCAGUGAUGGGCUACGAAGAAUGGAUGUCCAACGAUGGACCCCCUCAGACGUCACCUCUGGAUUCCUCUUCCUCUUUCCCAGAAGGCACCUCUACAUUCUUCCUCAUUUCUUAGAAGGUCACCUCUACCCUUGUUCCUCCAUGGUUCCUCUCUCCCUCGCUUCUCUGUGGUUGUGAUGUCAUCUGCCGUUGCCGCCGGCGUUGUCUGGGCGGCCAUUAAAAAUCCUCUUUUCAACCCUC
Zootoca vivipara (common lizard) is the source of this 3787-nucleotide messenger RNA. RefSeq names its product tubulin beta 4B class IVb (gene TUBB4B). The record is from RefSeq and is a predicted model, not a curated record. Gene Ontology annotation, molecular function: GTPase activity; GTP binding; structural constituent of cytoskeleton. Gene Ontology annotation, cellular component: microtubule. Lineage: Eukaryota; Metazoa; Chordata; Lepidosauria; Squamata; Lacertidae. Gene Ontology annotation, biological process: microtubule-based process.